AUGUAUGACCUCCUCACUGUUCUCAUGAACUAUUUCAUCAUUGCAUUCAUGUAUGACCUCCUCACUGUUCUCAUGAACUAUUUCAACACUGUUCUCAUGAACGACCUCCUUACUGUCUUUCAUAAGCGUUUCAAAGUCUCCUUUACUCAUUACUUCAAUCUCAUGCUGUUCACAGUAGUACUUAAACUCACUGUAUAUGUCUUUGUUGUAUGUUAUAUUGCUUCCCAUGUACUCCAUGAAUUUUUCAAGCACUUCCUCAUAAUUCACUGUUUCUUUCUUUCCACGACCUUCUAA
This is a messenger RNA of Trichomonas vaginalis G3, 294 nucleotides long. RefSeq lists its product as uncharacterized. Lineage: Eukaryota; Parabasalia; Trichomonadida; Trichomonadidae. The transcript has a single exon. The record is from RefSeq and is a predicted model, not a curated record. Bases 1 to 294 code for a protein of 97 amino acids.